AAAAACAACAUAGCUAGAGAUUCAAAAACAUAACGUUUUGUCAGCCAGUCAGCUUGUGGCAGCUUGGAUGUGGACGUAAGCUGCCACUAAUGUCUUAAAAAUGCAGAGUGGACUUUGAAUUAUUUCUCUCUUGAUAAUCUGCACUUGUCUGUGGAGUGGACUGGAAGACGCACCUGACCGGACUGGAUGUUCUCCAGAGAUGGGAGGAAGCAUUAGAGCAGCGGGGCAGUCAGAGACCGUAGUGUUUAAGAGACGGUGAGAGCAUCGGGAGGAAAGAAUCAAUUUUUUCCUUUUCACUGGUCAGAAAAUGAACAUGUCAGCAAGAGUAGUGUUUGGAAAAGGGAGCCUCACUCCCAAACAGCUCUCAGUCGCCUUUCCUCAGCUAGAUCCUCUGAGGAAAGGCAGCCGGUCCUCAGGAAAGAGGAGGAUGUUCUCUUUUUCUCUCAGAUGUCGACUGGGCAUCAUCAGAGGAAGAGCCAAAGAGCAGCUUCCCGAGGGUGGCUGUGCCAACUUAACAACAACCAUGUUGUGUGGUCUGAGGAGAGACAACAAGAACAGCGUUGGUAAGAGCACUCCACCUCCGAUCAUCAGAGUAACGGGGACUAUGAAGGACCAUACUCAAAGGGGAGCAAAGAGACACCUGACCAAUCACAUUCAUCCCGGAGGCGAAGCCUUUCAGACCUUAAUGCGGACUGUGGAUCUUUGCCUGCAUCUGUGUCUGUCGGCAGAGGAGUAUCGAGGGGUGACCACGGUCGACCUGAUGAAACGGGAAGGCAGCAGCCUUGGCCUAACCAUUUCCGGAGGCUCCGACAAGGAUGGCAAGCCCAGAGUGUCAAACCUACGGCCAGGUGGGCUGGCUGCCAGGAGUGAUCAGUUGAAUGUGGGUGACUACAUCAAGUCAGUGAAUGGCAUCAAUUUGUCAAAGCUUCGUCAUGAUGAAAUCAUCAGCCUGCUGAAGAACAUCGGGGAGCGAGUUGUGCUGGAAGUGGAGUACGAGCUGCCUGCAUUUGUUCAGAACCCCUCAGGCGUCAUAACCAAAACAAUAGAGGUGUGUUUACACAAGGAGGGAAACAGUUUUGGGUUUGUCAUGAGAGGGGGAUUCCAUGAAGACUGGCGGAGGUCACGUCCUCUGGUGGUUACCUGCGUCAGGCCCGGGGGUCCUGCUGACAGAGAGGGCACUUUGAAGGCUGGAGACAGAGUUUUGAGCAUAGACGGGAUGCCUUUGAACAGAGAGAGGCACGCUGAAGCUUUGACCAUGCUGAUGCAGAGCAGCCAGGAAGCUCUGUUCCUGAUUGAGUACGACAUCUCUGUCAUGGAGGCAGUGCAACAGGCCUCCGGCCCUCUGCUGGUGGAAAUAGUUAAAGGUCCAUCAGCCAACCUGGGAAUCAGCCUCUCUACAACAAUAUACAGGAGCAAACAAGUCAUUAUUAUCGACAAGAUAAAACCAGCCAGUGUGGUGGAAAGGUGCGGCGCGCUGCACAUAGGGGACGUUCUCUUGUCCAUCGAUGGCACCAGCACGGAGCACUGCUCCCUGAUGGAGGCGACACAGCUGCUAGCAAGUACCUCUGACGUAGCCAAAUUAGAGAUUCUUCCGGCCACCCAGAGCAGACUUCCCAACAGGCCACAAGACACAGUAAAAGUGCAGAAAAGCAACCAUCAUCCCUGGGAUCAAAGCAGCAACUACUGCCAACCCCCACAUGCCAGCCACAGCAAGACAUGGAGCAGCCCCAGCCACCCACACAACCAGCAGGACCACUGCAAAUCUCUGGUGGGUGGUGGCUUUUCCCCUUCUUCCACAGCCACUUCAGGCUUCAGCAGUCAGGGCAGCAACACCCUGCCAUGCCCCAUCCCUCCUGUUGCCCCCACGAGCCCUCGCGGGUCAACAGGCAAGAGGAGGAACAGGAAGAAGGACCACAAGAGCUCAUUAUCCCUGGCAUCCAGUUCCGUCGGCCCAGGGGGGCAGGUUUUUCAUGUGGAAACAGGCGAGGUCGUGCUGAGGGGGGAUCUGCUCACCGGUUUUGGGAUCCAGCUACAGGGGGGUGUCUUUGCUACAGAAACGCUCUCGGCUCCCCCGGUCAUCCGCUUUAUUGAGCUCGACAGCCCAGCAGAGAGGUGUGGGCUGUUGCAGGUCGGUGACAGAGUGUUGUCCAUUAAUGGGAUCCCAACCGAAGAUGGCACUUUGGAGGAGGCUCAUCAGCUGCUCAGAGACUCCGCUUUGUCUAAUAAGGUCAAUGUGGAGAUUGAGUUUGACGUUGCAGAAUCAGUGGUUCCAAGCAGUGGCACCUUCCAUGUUAAAUUGCCCAAGCGAAGAGGAGUGGAGCUGGGCAUCACCAUCAGUGCGAGUAAGAAACCUGGAAAGCCCCUCAUCAUCUCUGACAUCAAAAAGGGAAGCAUAGCACACAGGAGAGGCGGCUAUCAGGAGCCAGCUAAUAGUUGUGACCCUCCCGCUCUUGUGUCCGCUAGAACAGGCACUCUGGAGCCCGGAGACAGGCUGCUGGCCAUCGACUCAGUGCGCCUGGAGAACUGCACCAUAGAGGAUGCCAUGCACAUCCUGCACCAGGCCGAGGACAUGGUCAAACUGCGAAUCCAGAAGGACGAGGACAACAUCGAUGAGUUGGAGAUGUCAGGUUCCAUCAUCUACACUGUUGAGCUGAAGCGGUAUAACGGACCACUCGGCAUCACAAUUUCCGGCACAGAGGAGCCUUUUGACCCCAUUGUCAUCUCUGGCCUCACCAAAAAAGGUCUGGCUGAGAGGACUGGGGCGAUCCAUAUAGGGGAUAGAGUCCUGGCUAUCAGUGGGGUGAGCCUGAAGGGAAAGCCGCUGAGUGAGGCCAUCCACCUGCUCCAGAUGGCCGGGGAGUCAGUCACCCUCAAGAUCAAGAAACAAGCUGACCAUUCUGAGGGUCGACAGCCUCCAGAUAGAGAAGCCUUGUUUUUAAGUGACCCAGAGGAUGAACUGACAGACUCGCAGAAAACCAGCAAACGGUCAGAGAUCUACUCUGCCACUGUGCCCAGCAUAGACUCGGCCAUGAGCUCAUGGGACAGCUCAGGUUUUGAUGCAGGCUACAUUAGCCAAGGGACAUAUUUGCACAAAGCGUCUGAAAUUUUGCUAAAUCCACACGAGUGGAGGCGUCCAAAGCACAGGGGUCACACUACUUCUGGAUCUUCAGGCUUAGUCCACAACGCAGCGCUGUACGAUGAGAGAUUCACUGAAGAUGAGUGGGACAAGAUUCCUGGAUUCGUCAGCCCCCCUCGUUGCCAUGGCACCUUAGACAAGGAAGAGAGUUUGUGGUCUCAGGCGCUGCAGGACCUCGAGACCUGCGGCCAGUCAGAGAUACUCAGAGAACUGGAGGCAUCAAUGACAGGCAGUGCUCUUAGUCUGUACCUUGAAGAGACCAAGACGAAUGAAGACUCGAUGUUUCACUCUGAAAUUAGUCCCCUAAAGAAGGAGGGAAUCCACAGCCAGUCUAAAAACAAAAGCAACCUGAACAUGUCAGCUUCAGCCAGAGAGGUACCAACCAGGACUAAAGAGGACCCCUCUGAAAUCUUGUCCCCUACAGCCUUGGCACUACUCAAGGUGUCAAUAAGGAAGGACCCUGUGAGCCAUGACUUUGGUUUCAGUGUAUCAGACGGACUCCUGGAAAAAGGAGUUUACGUGAAUAUGAUCAGGCCCGACGGCCCUGCUGACCAAGCAGGUUUAAAACCUUUUGACCGCAUUCUGCAGGUGAACCGUGUAAGGACCAGGGACUUGGACUGUUGUCUAACUGUGCCCCUAAUUAUGGAGGCUCGAGACUGCCUGGAUUUGGUCAUUAGCAGGAAUCCACUGGCAGCCACAGACACGGAGCUGCCCAGAGACUGUGACCCUUCAAACUCACUGUUCUGCUUUUCCAACCAUAGGAUGAACAGCAUCGUCCUGUGA
Molecule: messenger RNA, 3919 nt
Organism: Menidia menidia (Atlantic silverside)
Lineage: Eukaryota; Metazoa; Chordata; Actinopteri; Atheriniformes; Atherinopsidae
Source: the annotation of a GenBank genome assembly